AUCCAUGUGGUCAGCACACCAAUCUGGUCGCCACAUGCACAUUCAAUAUUCGCAGAUUCAGUGACUUUGCUUGCACUUGUGUACGUGUACAGAAUGGCAACUUUUAUGGAUAAAGGUGCCCUCCAAGACCGAAUUAAGGUCCAGGGAGAGCUGGUAAGGCAAAUGAAGAAAGAAAUCAAACCCAAAGAAGAGAUUCAAGCAGAGGUUUCAAAGCUUUUGGAAUUGAAGAAGCAACUCGGAAGUGAUGCAGACGGUGCUAGUGGAAAGUUUGUCCUCAAAUGUCCAAAGGGCACUCGAGACUACGACCCAUUCCAGAUGGCUAUUCGUGAAGGAGUGUUUGACGUUAUCAAGAGGUGCUUUAAGCGUCAUGGAGCUGUGUCUAUCAGCACUCCAGUUUUUGAGCUGAAGGAGACGUUGACGGGAAAGUAUGGGGAAGACUCCAAGCUUAUCUAUGAUGUGGCUGAUCAAGGAGGAGAGCUCCUCUCGCUGAGAUAUGACCUCACUGUUCCAUUCGCCCGCUAUGUAGCUAUGAACAAAAUUAAGCAAAUCAAGAGGUACCACAUUGAUCGUGUGUAUAGGCGAGAUCAGCCAAGAAUGACACUGGGCAGAUAUAGAGAAUUCUAUCAGUGUGAUUUCGACAUUGCUGGGGAUUAUGAUCUCAUGAUAGCAGAUGCAGAGUGUGUGAGAGUUAUCUCUGAAAUUCUCUCUGAGCUACAGCUAGGAAAUUUUCUAGUAAAGGUUAACCAUCGAAAAGUCCUUGAUGGAAUGUUCGAAGCUUGUGGUGUCCCUAAGGAAAAGUUCAGGACCAUUUGUUCAGCAGUUGAUAAACUAGAUAAGACACCUUGGGAGGAAGUGCGCAAGGAGAUGGUUGACGAGAAGGGGCUUGCCCCUGAGGCUGCUGACAAAAUUGAAGGCUAUGUGAAGUUGUCUGGAGGGAAAAAACUGUUGGAUAUGCUGCUGGCUGACCAAGCCCUUAUAGCUGUCAAGGAUGCUGCCACUGGACUAGAUGAGAUGAAGCUCCUGUUAGACUACUGUGAGCUGUUUGGAGUCCUUGAUAAUGUUAGUGGAUCAGAGCACUGCCUCAGCUGUAUUUUUGAGGUUUCUUUUGACCUCAGUCUGGCUCGAGGGUUGGACUACUACACUGGAGUGAUAUUUGAGGCAAUUCUUACAGGGGGUAACUCGGGAGAUACCAAAAGUGAAGUACCAGCAGUGGGCUCGUGUGCAGGUGGUGGUCGCUAUGACGGGUUGGUGGGGAUGUUUGAUGCUAAGGGCAAACAAGUACCCUGUGUAGGAUUGAGCAUUGGUAUUGAGAGGGUAUUUUCCAUCCUGGAGGCCAGGGCAAAAGGAGUGGGAGGAAAGAGUGUGCGUACGGUUGAAACACAGGUCUUUGUAGCAUCUGCUCAGAAGAACUUGGUGGAAGAGAGGAUGAGAGUUUGCAGACAAUUAUGGGAUGCUGGAUUGAAGUGUGAGAUGAUGUACAAGAAGAACCCUAAGCUGCUGAAUCAGUUCCAGUACUGUGAAAAAGAAUUAGUCCCUCUCAUUGUGAUAGUAGGUGAAGACGAAAGAGCAAGGGGAGGCGUCAAAAUCAGGGACUCUGUGACCAGGGCUGAGGAGUUUGUGUUGUACCCUGAUCUCGUAGGGGAAGUGCAGAAACGACUGUGAACAUUUUCUAUUAUCUAAAGCUGUAAUUGAAUCACAUUGACUGAUAAAGCAACAAUUUGUGGGUUUGGAUUAUUUUUAUGCUGCAGAAAUCUGUUCCUGAACUUCCUGGAGCAUAUCUAGAGAAUACAUAAUUAUGUAGUGUCUAGUCAUGCUCAUUGUGAAUGUUCAUCACAAACGGACCUGCAGAAAUUAAUUAUACAG
This is a messenger RNA of Halichondria panicea, 1863 nucleotides long. Its product is annotated as histidine--tRNA ligase, cytoplasmic-like. The record is from RefSeq and is a predicted model, not a curated record. Bases 94 to 1662 code for a protein of 522 amino acids. Gene Ontology annotation, cellular component: cytosol; cytoplasm; mitochondrion. Gene Ontology annotation, biological process: histidyl-tRNA aminoacylation; mitochondrial translation. The transcript is spliced from 12 exons. Gene Ontology annotation, molecular function: ATP binding; RNA binding; histidine-tRNA ligase activity. Lineage: Eukaryota; Metazoa; Porifera; Demospongiae; Suberitida; Halichondriidae.